This is a messenger RNA of Sclerotinia sclerotiorum 1980 UF-70, 2238 nucleotides long. RefSeq lists its product as hypothetical. Gene Ontology annotation, biological process: chromatin remodeling. Bases 1 to 2238 code for a protein of 745 amino acids. The transcript has 3 exons. The record is from RefSeq and is a predicted model, not a curated record. Lineage: Eukaryota; Fungi; Ascomycota; Leotiomycetes; Helotiales; Sclerotiniaceae.
AUGCAGGUAAUGCAAGAUCCCUCUCAAGGGAUUCAUCGCGACUUGUUACAUCACGUUCAUCUUCUCUCUACUUAUCGAUUUCCAAACACACCUUCACAAUUACAUCCGGAAAGAGUAGCAGAAUGGCUUUUAAAUGCACCAAAAAUUACUCGCGAUCAGGCUCCUGUUUAUUGGACUUACCUUGAUCGACCUGUUGAUGGUACAGUCUUAUUAUCAUGGCAAACACCUACAUUGGGUCAUGAAUUUCCUAGUGAUGGUUAUAUCUGGGCUCCUGGAGAGACGGCAUUCUCUAUGGAAGUCAUGGGAUGCACUCUAGAGAUUUAUCAAUGCAAAAUUGGUUAUGCUACUGGUGAAUCUAUUGCAUCUCACAGUCGUCGCCGAUAUCGAAUUCUACCACCUCGAAUUCCAAAUCAAAACCCUUUACCUGAUCCAAACCUCUGGAUUAUUCAUUACAUUCAAGCUCCUCCGGAAGACCGUCUUCCCUCUCACAUCAUCCCAAUUAAUCAACAAAUUCAAACCAUUAUGAGCACAAGGCAAUAUUUACAUCAACAAGGUCAACUUAUUCACAAGGAAUUUUUACUUCAUGAUAGAGCCAAUUGGGCAAAAAUUGAUUUUCCUCGUGGUCAUCCAAGAGGCGCACCAAUGUAUGCAGCGAGCAUUCCACCAAGAGUUCCUCAAUCAAUGGCAUACCCAACUCAUCCUCAACCUGGUCCACCUCCAAAACGAGCUCGAACAGCUGUUUCUCAAGCCGCAGCUGCAAAUAAUACCACUGCAGUUGUUGAGGAAGACGAAGAAGAAAAUUCUCGAGGAGAUUGGUUCGACCUUACAACACCUCGCGAAAUCAGUUACAGCAGAUUUCUCACAAAUUAUGAUUGGAUGGAGGAAGUUCUAUCUUCACCUUAUGCCAUUCAUCAAAUCGUUCCCACAGACCUUGGACUUGGUGUUCGUGGUGAAUUGAAUAGUCUCACUGAAGGUAUAUUUAAUGCUCCUCUCAAAGAAAACGAAGAACCAACACCAGCACUUAAUUAUGUUGGCCGUCUUGAUCCAGGCAAGGCAGAAGAAUUUCGAAAAAGAGCUCACGAUACUAUUGCACAAACUAAUAAGGAUAUCGAAAAGAUAAAAGCUAAACAUGCAAAACGUCUUGCGAAAUUUCAAAGGGGCUCUCUUAUCUCUCAAGCCGAGAAAGAAUUACGUACAGCUGUUGAUGAUCCUUCAGAUGUUGGUCCUGAAUAUUGGAGACUUGAAGGGAAAAUCGAUGAAGAAGAGAAUGAAGAUACCGAAACUCCUAUCAAAGUUCCUUCCAAGGUUGAUGAUGUUCUCGCAAAGGUUGAAGCUUCUCUUGGUCGUCAUGCGGUUGCAAUUAGUGAACUUCGUCGUAUUCAAGAUGGUGGAUAUGAAGAAGUUGCUGCACAAGCAAGUCCUCAACCUUCUCGACCUUCUAGAAAUGGUUCUCAGCAAAGUGGUGUUCUUAUCAAUGAGUCAGAUGUCGCUGAUGUUGAUAUGACUAAUUCUACUGCUGGUUUACUCGAUCAAUUUCACAAUAGCAAUCCAUCUUCCUCUCACGCCACACCAAUGAGUGCGAAUUAUCCAACUCCUGGUCAUUUACAACAUCCAUCUGCAGCAACCACACCAGCAGGGGCUCUACAUAUGGCAUCUCCACAUCUUUCUCAAACUAUGGGAACACCACAAGCUGCUCAACAUCAAUUUUCACCGCAACAAGAACAACAAGAUAUACAUAUGCAGGAUUCAAUUUCAACAGCAGAAGCUCACCAAUCUAUGACUGCAACUGCCCAGCCUACUGGUGAUACCUCAGAUUGGGUUGUCAUACCACCAGGAGGUGUCUCACCUACAGCAGAUCCUUCAAAUACAAACACAAAUAGUAAUACACCAAAUCCCCAAUCUCACGAUCAACAAUCAGCACUACCAGAUUAUCUUAAGCCUUCCAGUAACAAUACACCAGAACAAACCACAAAUUCUACAUCUUUACCUGAACCACAAGUUGAACAUUCACAAGAACAAGAAGAACAAGAACAUCAUACUGAACUUAAUGAAAAUGAUUUUGAUCUUGAAGAUUUAGAUACAGCUGGUGAUGCUUUAGCUUCAUAUGAUGCUGGUGAUAAUAUGGAAGAUGAUGGUCAUGGUUUGGGUGAUUUGGUUGAUGAUAGUGCUUUUGGUGAAGCCUUUCAUGGGAUUGAUCAUGAUCAUGGCGAUACAGAUGGAGAUAAUCAAGGCAUGUAA